AUGAACAACGAUCGUUCGAAAAUUGUGGGCCACAAACCGGCGACCGGCGCGGGACACAAACCAGUAGAAGAGCAGACCGUACUGCGCAUUCCCGAUUCGAGUGAGCUCCAACACUGCGCAACGCUCAACGGACUCGCCUUGCCCGACCCGAUUGUCGGGUACACGCGGAAUGCAACGUCGCAGCUCGAAAAGCAAGGCGUGUGCGAAGAUCUGGAUGCGUCUGUCGCGCGUCUCGGUGUGUUUGGGUCGGCGUAUCAGUUUAAGGACACGCCUGGCUGUCGUGGCCUGGUAAACAAAUUCAACUGCCUUUCGUGGGCAGCAGCAAACAAUGCGUGCCCGAACGCACCGCUGCCGCCCUGUCGCUCCAUGUGCGUCGAGAUCGCCGACACUUGUGUCUUCACGCCUCUCUAUGAACUCUUUCUAAACGAAGUGUGCACUCGAUUUGCUUGCGCCGACAGCGCACCAACAGGAUGUAUUCCUGGUACCAACGAGCAGAUGCCGUCGUUCAACCGGUGCACACUGCACGACGACUACCGACGCCUGGCUUUGUCCAGUGCGCCCCGAGGUCUUCUUGAUAAGUUUUAUGUGCUCCUCCUCCUUUUUAUUGGAGUACUUAUCAAGGAGUAA
Saprolegnia parasitica CBS 223.65 is the source of this 627-nucleotide messenger RNA. RefSeq lists its product as hypothetical. NCBI's taxonomy places the organism in Eukaryota, Oomycota, Saprolegniomycetes, Saprolegniales, Saprolegniaceae. The transcript is spliced from 6 exons. The coding region runs from base 1 to 627 and encodes 208 amino acids. The record is from RefSeq and is a predicted model, not a curated record.